AUGCGAAGAAAAUUCCGCGGGUCUCGCAUCCUGGGAUUAAUCGUAUGUGUUGCAGUGGCUGGAGUGGUCUUUUCAUGGAGUGCCUUGAAGUGGACAAUAGUACCCUCACACCACAACUGGUUGUUUGGUCCAUCCUCAUCCCCCUCAUCCUCCCCCGCAUCCGAUGCCAGCCUUUCGUUAGCAGCAGCACCACACAGGACCCUUCUCUCCAGUGAUCCCCAUGCCAAUGCCACAGCUUCCCCAGACGACCACCCGAUUGCCAUGCGGUCAUCAGACGAGGGGGGAGAUUAUCCUACGGACUUGUUCAGCCUGGAGGAAAGGAGGCAAGGCUGGGUGGUGCUGCACAUGUUUGGAAUGUUGUACAUGUUCAUCUCCUUAGCCAUUGUAUGUGACGAAUUCUUUGUGCCAGCAUUGACUGUCAUCACGGAGAAGCUGGAGAUCUCUGACGACGUGGCCGGAGCCACCUUCAUGGCAGCUGGUGGAUCGGCCCCAGAGCUCUUCACCUCUGUUAUUGGAGUAUUCGUCUCCCAUAGCAAUGUAGGCAUCGGCACCAUUGUGGGCUCGGCUGUCUUCAACAUCCUGUUUGUCAUCGGGAUGUGUGCCCUUUUCUCCAGGGAGGUCCUCCACCUCACAUGGUGGCCGCUCUUUCGGGAUGUGUCCUUUUACAUUCUAGGCCUGCUGAUGCUGAUCAUAUUCUUCCUGGAUAACUGGAUCUCCAUGUAUGAAAGCAUUGCCCUCCUUUCCUGCUAUAUAUCUUAUGUGACAUUUAUGAAGUUCAAUGUUCAGGUGGAAACUUUGGUGAAGGGCUGUCUGGGCCAGAACCAGGUGGAUGAGUUGGAAUCAGCGCCCAAGGCAAACUCAGAAAUGGAUGAGAACAAACUUUCGGCUAAACCACGUCUGCAGAGAGGAGGAAGCUCUGCAUCCUUGCACAACACCAUGAUGAGAAACAGCAUCUUCCAGCUCAUGAUUCACACACUGGACCCUCUCAGUGAAGGCAGGUUCCGCGAUAAAGCCUCAAUAAUGCACAAAAUAGCCAAGAAGAAAGGCGAAGGCGAAGAAGGUACAGAUAACAAUGUUGAAAACAGCACAAAUGUCGCCGUGGAGGUCACACCACCGAUGAAUGGCAGUGCAGUUGGAGCUGAGGAGGAGGACGAAGAGGAUGAGGACGUGCCCCUGAGUUUGGCAUGGCCAGAGACCAAUCGCAAGAGAGCGACAUACCUCUUCAUCUUACCCAUUAUCCUUCCUCUUUGGCUUACCCUGCCUGAUGUCAGGAGAGAUACCUCAAGGAAAUUCUUCCCCAUGGCAUUUAUUGGGUCAAUCUCCUGGAUUGCAGCAUUUUCUUACCUGAUGGUGUGGUGGGCUCAUCAGGUUGGAGAGACCAUUGGGAUUACAGAAGAGAUUAUGGGAUUGACCAUAUUAGCAGCUGGUACCUCAAUCCCUGACCUGAUCACCAGUGUCAUAGUGGCUCGCAAAGGUCUAGGAGACAUGGCUGUGUCAAGCUCUGUUGGGUCAAACAUAUUUGACAUCACAGUUGGGCUGCCGUUUCCUUGGUUGCUAUAUUCCCUGAUCAACGACUUCAAGUCAGUGUCCGUGAGCAGUGCCGGUUUGUUCUGUGCCAUCGUGCUGCUCUUCCUCAUGCUCCUGUUUGUCAUCAUCUCCAUUGCUGCCUGCAAGUGGAGGAUGAGCAAGCUCCUGGGGUUCCUCAUGUUCCUUCUCUACUUUGUCUUCCUCGUUGUAUCCGUCAUGCUGGAGGACAAAGUCAUCUCCUGCCCAGUGUCCAUCUGAGCAUGGCCGCCCUCCACUUUUCCUGACCAACCAACCAUGAGACUUGGUAUGGGCAUGCCGAUGCCCCGCUCUGACAUCCACAAGUCACUAGAGCAGACAUUUUCUAUUGUUGUGGAGACAACACUCCUCCCCCUUUUUUUAUGGGGUCAAUCACUCAGGAAAUCAAGAGCAUACAACAAACCUAGAGGAAACAUCAGAGUUGAUAUGAUUCACCUCUGAGUGAUGUAAAUAUACAUGCCCAUAUAUGGUUUGUAUCAAGUGAUACUGGUUAUACUGAUUUUUGUUCUUUUGGAGAUUAAUAUGGAAGAAAAAGUGACUGCUUGCCGACAGAGCAUACGGACAGUUUGUGGCUCUGUCAGACGAAAAUGCUGCUGUUUAUGUGACUGCGAUCAAAACCAAAAGCACAUGUAACGGAACUAUGAAAACCCACAUUUUGGAGACCACUUUGACAGUAACCCUGGAUGAAUGGGAGGACAAUCACAGGGUCACAAGGAGACCAAAUGGACAAUUGUCUGAGGAGAAUGGCUGAAUCCUUAGUCUUAGGAGACUUAGGAGACUGUUCUCAGAAUUUGCUUGCUAGCAAAGACAAUGAUACUGAAUGCAACGGAUCUAUGAAUAUGUAUUUACUGUCAGUUACAUGCGUGUUUUAAAAAAAAUCCUUUUUGAAGCCGGUAUGAUUCACUCCACAGAUGCUUAUUCAACCACAAGCCUUUUGUUGUGACAGUGAAUAUAAUAUAACAUAUAUAACAAUAUAACAAUAUAAAAUAAUUCCACCUUCAGUUUUGACAUUCAGUGCUCGCGUGGCGACUGCAUUUGCUUCAUGAAUGGGUCUGUGGUCAGUCACUUCGAUAUCUGUUUGCUCCCUUGCAGAUAAUAUUUGUUUGCUUACAAUUUUAAUAUCCAGUAAGUAAUCCCUGGAAACAAGCCAUGUAAAAAAAAUAGUUAUUGGGUUUGUAGCUAUAUCUAAGGAGGAUCUAAGGAUGCCUAGUGAUGGCACAAAGUCCAACAAAAUGACACAUAAAGGAAGCGUGCAGAUUGAAGCUUGUGCAUCAUUUCAUAAAUCGUUUGAUCAGCACACUGACUGCUUAUUUAUCACUUUUACAUGUAAUGGUGUAAUUAUGGGUUCUAGUACCACAUUUCAAAUGCAUUAUAUCACGCUAAAAUUAUGUGAUUUGAUAAAAAAAAGUAGUAUGUACAGUAUGCACAUUUAUAUAGAGAGUAUUUAUCAGUCUCAAGCAGUGUUCUCCAAACUGUCAUCACAGCUUGUAUCCCUAUUUAUUUAUAUAUGUAAUGGUGUGUAUAAUGUAUACAUUGGCCUGUGCAGUGCACUAUGCUCAUUUUCAGUGUGUUUGUGUCAAGUUCAGACUAUUUGAACGUGGCACAUAUGAACAUUCCAUUGUUUUUGGCAGGUCUUUUAUGUAAAGCAGCUGAGCUAUGAUUACAUUUACAGUCAAAUUCGGAGCAUUUUGUUGAUAAGGGGACGUAUAUUUCACCAUUUUUUAGGUUGUACAUAUGACUUGACAAAUACUGAAAAUAAACUGAACUCUAAAGACA
This is a messenger RNA of Engraulis encrasicolus (European anchovy), 3339 nucleotides long. RefSeq names its product solute carrier family 24 member 2 (gene slc24a2b). Bases 1 to 1785 code for a protein of 594 amino acids. Lineage: Eukaryota; Metazoa; Chordata; Actinopteri; Clupeiformes; Engraulidae. Gene Ontology annotation, molecular function: calcium channel activity; calcium, potassium:sodium antiporter activity. The record is from RefSeq and is a predicted model, not a curated record. The transcript is spliced from 9 exons. Gene Ontology annotation, cellular component: plasma membrane. Gene Ontology annotation, biological process: calcium ion transmembrane transport; intracellular calcium ion homeostasis.